GGGCGCAGGCAUGGCGUCCCGGGUGCUGCUGCUGCUUCGGCAGGGCGUGUGGGCCGCGCUCACCGGGGGCUGGUACCACGACCCGGACCAGAGCAAGUUCACUAACAGCUGCCACCUCUACCUGUGGCUGUUCUUGCUGCUGCUGCCCCUGGCCCUGCACCUGGCUUUUCCUCCAAAUGCCAUCACUGUAUUUUUUUACUGCAGCUCAGUGACGAUAUUCUUCACAAUAAUCAAAUUGAUCAGUUAUCGCCUACACCUCAUGUUUGAUAAAGGAGAAGUGAUUCAGCAAAGGCCCUCCAGAAAGAAGGAAAAGCCAAGUAAAGACAAAGAGGCCCUCAGUGACCACAUAACCAAUCAUAAAAAUACAGGCAAUAAUGGGCGGAUUAACAACGGCAAAAAGGAAGAGGCCAGUCGAACCCUCUCCACGCCUCCCGUCCACGGCAGCUCCAGAGGACAGAGCAUAAACUCUCAUCAUUCAUCUGGGCUCCUGGAGCUGCCAGAACAGGAAACAGUGGAAGAUCUCAAAGGUGUCAUUGUGUCAGAUGACCAACCCGUAGCACCAGUGUCAUCUACAGCACCUGGGAUGAAAAUGGAAAGCUUACCUACUUCUAAAGGGCACAUGCCGGAAACCAUGACCACGUCAGCAAUACCAGUGAAACCAGUCGUGGCAGAAACUUGCAUCAGUGAUAAAGGGAAGGAAAAAGGGGACCAGGGGCAGCCCCCCUUCUGCCACAGAUCUGAGGGUGGCUUGGUGGACAAAGAAGCUGUGAAGAAGGUGCCCUACCUGUCUUUGUCUCAAUACGACUUACUGGAGACAGAUGUUUCUUUCCAGCCUUGGGGGAGUGAGAAUUCCGUCCCGAUUCCAGAACCUGGGAAUUUUGCCUCCAUCAGGGAACGGUUGCAAAGCAAGUCGCCUCAGGACGGCCUGAGCAGUAGCUGCCCUCAGUGUAACACCGUCAUCGCCAAACCUGGGCGGGAGCAGGUUUCCCAGCAGGUGGACCCACCCUUGAACCAGGAGGUGGAUGACUCAGAUAAUGAGGUCGCUGUCACUCUUAUAGAUACUUCUCAACCUGGAGACCUGCUGAGUCUGCACGAGCCCAUUAAGAUUGUCAUCACCAUGAGCAGUACCCCCAACUCCAUGACAGACUUGGAAAGUUCUCUUCACCUGAAGGUGGUUGGUACUGAGGCAACCGGAUUCACGUGUGAUGCCGCGCCAGUUCCCCCAGGGGCCGCUGGUCCUGAGAAACAGAUGAGAAUUCCCAUCAUCACCCUUGAGCUGUCUGAGGGUGGAGGAGGCAUGGUGUGUCCCGAAGGCAAUGGAAGUGACAGGACGCCGGAGAGAUUGAUGAUGGAGGCGUCUUCCAAUCCAUGUUCUGGCUAUGAAUCUGGGGACGGGGGCGAUGCCACACAGGACCACAGUCCUUCCCCAGGAGACCCCUGUACAACCCCAUCACCCACGCCUGAUGUGGUCUCCAAGUCUGAGGGGGGCAUGGAAGUCCAGGCUAACCUUGACCCAUCAUCUUGUAGAACCAGCCAGGAAAAGAGACACUCCCAAGUCCUCAGUGUAGACAGCGGGACAGACGUCUUCUUGAGCAAAAGUUCCGCAGAAGUUAUUAACGAUAAAGAACAAACAAUGCCAACUUCCAAAUCUGACCUGGAGGCCAAGGAAGGACAAAUACCAAAUGAAUCCAACUUCCUGGAAUUUGUCUCCCUGUUAGAAUCAAUGAAUACUUCCAAGGUGGUGGUAUCCAACCAAAAGAAUGAGCCGGCAGAGCAGAGCAAAGACAGCGGGCUUCCUGGAGAUAACCGUUCCCAGGAGAAAAAGGAGGAAAUCCUAGAGAGUGAGAAACCCAGCGGACCCAACGCCAAGCAAGGAAAACCGGACGUGCAAAGUCAAGAGCACACCAGCACCAGCCCCGGGCUCACUGAGCCUGCCAAGAUCCCGACCCUUUUCCAGGGCAAUAGACAAAGGCAGAUAAUCUACAGGGUAACUUCCCAGCAAGAUAGUUCUGUGCUGCAAGUCAUCAGUGGACCUGAAACAUCUGUGCAAGACGAGAUGUCUGUGGAUGCGAUGCAUGUCUUUAUUGACGAACAUGGGGAAAUUAAAUCCUGUUACUUAAAGUCUGGAAAUCAGAAAGAAGGCCCUUUCCAGCAUCAGCCAUCAAAUUAUGACGGCUUCUCUCACGCUGGAGACAUACAGAGCAGCUCGUCCAGUACCACAACUUCCGAGAGUCAAGAUCCUUCUUCAGGGGACCCUGUGGUCAGUGCCUUGCAACAACAGCUGUUGCUGAUGGUGGCUCGGAGGACCCAGUCAGAAACCCCACGGCAUCUGAGUCAGGAUCUAGAAGACUCUUCCUGUUCUUCCACACAAGGAAAAUUUAACCGAGAGCAGUUUUACAAGUUUAUCAUCUUCCCUGGCAAGUGGAUUAAGGUCUGGUAUGAUCGCCUUACCUUGUUGGCGUUACUUGAUCGAACUGAAGAUGUCAAGGAAAACGUGUUGGCAGUUUUACUGAUUGUCCUGGUUUCCCUGCUCGGAUUUCUGACACUGAACCGAGGCUUUUGCAAAGACAUGUGGGUGCUUCUCUUCUGCCUCGUCAUGGCCAGCUGCCAGUACUCCCUGUUAAAGAGCGUUCAGCCUGACCCCGCCUCGCCAAUCCACGGACACAACCAAAUCAUAACAUAUAGCAGACCAAUCUAUUUUUGUGUGCUUUGUGGCCUUAUCUUGCUGCUUGAUACUGGGGCCAAAGCCAGGUACCCUCCCACUUACAUUGUGUAUGGCCUGAAGCUCUUCUCUCCAGGGUCUCUCCAGUCGGCUAGGGACUUCUUAAUAGUAUUUCUAUAUUGCUUCCCUGCAAUCUCCCUCCUUGGGCUCUUCCCGCAGAUCAACACUUUCUGCAUCUAUCUUUUGGAGCAAAUUGACAUGCUGUUUUUUGGAGGUUCUGCUGUUUCGGGGAUGCUGUCGGCCGUUUACAGCGUGGCCCGGAGUGCUUCCGCCGCAGCUGUGCUGCACGUGUUCUGCUUCAGCGCCGUGAAGGAACCCUGGAGCACGCAGCACAUCCCAGCACUGUUCUCUGCCUUCUGUGGCCUCUUGGUUGCGCUUUCCUACCAUCUGAGCAGACAGAGCAGCGACCCCUCUGUGCUCCUAAGAGCAAACUAUACCCUUGUUUUCUGUUUACAGAAGGAUAUCUUAAAAUCGGAUCUCAUCACCUGCUCGGUGGCUGCCAUUCUGUCCUUUGCCGUCAGUGCCAGCACUGUGUUCCUGUCCUUGCGACCGUUUCUCAGCAUCGUGCUGUUUGUCCUGGCCGGCGCUGUGGGGUUUGUAACCCACUACCUGCUCCCACAGCUCCGCAAGCAUCACCCGUGGAUGUGGAUUUCACACCCCAUCCUUAAAAACAAAGAGUAUCAGCAACAGGAAGUGAGAGAUGUCGCCCAUUUAAUGUGGUUUGAAAGACUCUAUGUUUGGCUUCAGUGUUUUGAAAAAUACAUCUUGUACCCAGCAAUCAUUUUGAAUGCCCUUACUACGGAUGCAUUUUCAAUAAGCAAUUACCGGAGACUUGGUACCCACUGGGACAUUUUCCUGAUGGUCAUAGCGGGCAUGAAGCUGCUGCGGACCUCCUUCUGUAACCCAGUCCACCAGUUUACUCACUUGGGCUUCACCGUCAUCUUUUUCCAUUUCGACUACAAAGACAUUUCAGAGAGUUUCUUACUGGAUUUCUUCAUGGUGUCCAUUUUAUUCAGCAAGCUCGGGGACCUGCUUCACAAGCUACAGUUCGUCAUGACCUACAUGGCUCCCUGGCAGAUGGCUUGGGGUUCCUCAUUUCACGUGUUUGCUCAGCUCUUUGCAAUUCCUCAUUCUGCCAUGCUUUUCUUUCAGGCGUUUGCCACGUCGAUCUUUUCUACUCCACUGAGCCCGUUUCUCGGGAGUGUCAUUUUUAUCACAUCGUAUGUCAGGCCAGUGAAAUUCUGGGAGAAAAACUACAAUACAAGACGCAUGGAUAAUUCCAACACAAGACUGGUGGUCCAAAUUGAAAAGGAUCCAGGGAGCGAUGGCAACAACCUCAAUUCCAUCUUUUACGAACACUUGACAAGGGCCCUCCAGGAGUCCCUCUGUGGAGACCUCGUCCUUGGCCGAUGGGGUAACUACAGCUCUGGAGAUUGCUUUAUAUUGGCUUCAGACUACCUCAAUGCUUUCGUUCACCUGAUUGAAAUUGGCAACGGUCUUGUCACCUUUCAACUUCGGGGACUAGAAUUCCGAGGAACCUACUGCCAGCAGAGGGAGGUGGAAGCCAUCACAGAGGGCGAUGAGGAUGACAGGGGUUGCUGCUGCUGCAAACCAGGUCACCUGCUCCACCUGUUGUCCUGCAAUGCCGCCUUUAACCUCCGCUGGCUCACCUGGGAGAUCACGCGAGCGCAGUACAUCCUGGAGGGCUACAGCAUCAUGGACAACAACGCGGCCACCAUGCUGCAGGUUUUUGACCUCCGAAGGGUCCUCAUCCGAUACUACAUCAAGAGUAUAAUAUACUAUAUGGUGACAUCCCCCAAACUGUUUUCCUGGAUCAAAAACGAAUCCCUUCUCAAGUCCCUGCAGCCCUUUGCCAAGUGGCAUUACAUUGAGCGUGACCUUGCAAUGUUCAACAUGAACAUCGAUGACGACUAUGUCCCGUGUCUCCAGGGGAUCACUCGAGCCAGCUACUGCAACGUGUAUCUGGAGUGGAUUCAGUACUGUGCACGGAAGAGGCAAGAGCCCUCGAAGCACCUGGACAGUGACGAGGACUCUCCUCUGGUGACUUUGUCGUUCGCGCUCUGCAUCCUGGGCAGGAGAGCUCUGGGGACUGCGGCUCACAACAUGGCCAUCAGCCUGGAUUCUUUCCUGUACGGCCUCCACACCCUCUUCAAAGGUGACUUCAGAAUAACAGCCCAGGAUGAGUGGGUGUUUGCAGACAUCGACCUCCUGCACAAAGUUGUUGCCCCAGCUCUCAGGAUGUCCCUGAAGCUGCACCAGGACCAGUUCACUUGCCCUGACGAGUACGAAGACCCUGUGGUCCUCUACGAGGCCAUACAGUCCUUUGAGAAGAAAGUGGUCAUCUGCCAUGAGGGCGACCCGGCCUGGAGGGGCGCCGUGCUGGCCAACAAGGAGGAGCUGCUGACCCUGCGGCAUGUGGUAGACGAGGGCACAGAUGAGUACAAGGUCAUCAUGCUGCACAGAAGCUUCCUGAGCUUCAAGGUGAUCAAGGUGAACAGAGAGUGUGUCCGUGGCCUUUGGGCGGGGCAGCAGCAAGAGCUCAUCUUCCUCCGCAACUGCAAUCCGGAGCGCGGCAGCAUCCAGAACCACAAGCAGGUCCUCCGGAACCUGAUCAGUUCCUCCUGCGACCAGCCCCUGGGCUACCCCAUGUAUGUCUCCCCGCUCACCACCUCCUACCUAGGGACCCACAGGCAGCUGAAGAACGUCUGGAGCGGACCCGUCACCUUGGACAGCGUCAGGGCGUGGUUCCGAGCCAAGUGGUUAAGGGUGCGGAAGGACUGCGAUGCCGCAGGCCAGCCCAGCGCUGGCAACAGCCAGGAUGCCGAUGGCGGGGGCGCCCCGCCCGUAGGCGGCAGCAGCGCCCCCAGUGGUGAGAGUCGGGAGAGCAGCUCGGAACAGCCCAGAAAGGAUGGGAGCCGCCACCGGUCACCCCCUGAAGGGACAAGGAUGACAGGCAGGAGAAAAGGCAGGACUCAGUCUGUCCAGGCCCCCAGGGUCUUAAGCCAAACGCCGCCCAUCCUGCGCUCGUCCGGCCCCAUCGUGGACAGCCACCCGGCCUUCCUGCAGACGUCCACGUCGGUCCACGAGCUGGCCCGACGGCUCUCGGGCAGCCGGCUGUCCCCGUGCACCUCGGCGGCAUCCCUGCGCUCCCAGCCCCCGCCCGCCCCCGCUGCCGGCCACCUGAGCGUCCGCGAGCGGGCCGAGGCCCUCAUCAGGUCCAGCCUGGGCUCGUCCACCAGCUCCACCCUCAGCUUCCUCUUUGGCAAGAGGAGCUUCUCGAGCGUCCUGGUCAUUUCCGGGCUGUCUGCCGCCGAGGGGGGUAACACCAGCGACACCCAGUCCUCCAGCAGUGUCAACAUCACCCUGGGCCCCUCGGCCAGGACCACCAGCCAGCCCGCACGGCACUUUUCCGAGCCGUGCGAACCCACGGAGGCCACUGAGCAGGGGCUGCUUCGAGAUCGCCACGUGGCCGAGAACCUGCGGGUGAUGUGCAGAAGGGCAAGCCAGGAGGACAUGGGCCUGGACGACACGGCCUCCCAGCAGAGCGCUUCCGAUGAGCAGUAGCUGAGCUCGGGCCGGAGAAGCCACGCCGUUGGGGAGGGACGCAAGCCCCCCCCCCAGCUUCUCCCCUGCGCUCCCCAAACUAAACAGCACAAAGAAUGAGAGCCGGGAGAUCCAUCCUGUGGAAGAUGAGUGCUGUGUACAAAACAGAAUAACUUGAUCUCAGGUUCUUGAAAAAUAUCUCACGUGAUGAACACAAACCUUGACACCAGGCCUCCCUCCUGCUCUGGCACUCGCGGCCCCAGAGAGGCGGGACGCGGGAAGCACCCCUCCCAGAACUGGAAAAUUCAAAUAAAAGCCAUGUUAACAUCUUAAGACAACUCAAAUAGAGCACAUAAAUAAUUCCUUCCGGUCCUGAUGAAAAUAAGACAGCUGCAUGCUAAACGACUGGCAUUUUGUAUGUCACUGUUACUGUGGAAAAGAGGCGGACAGCAGUGCGUAUCUCACCAUGAGCUGGUCCAACGCGCUGAUGUCCAGUCUACAUAUAAACAUCUCACUUCCUUAUAAUAUUUAUGCAGUAAGUAUAAACCAGUGACAGCUUUACUGCAAAAAAUGGGAUAGUGCAUGCAGUCACGUCCAAAGCAUCCUGUGAAAGGAGCCAACCAUCCCCAGCAACGUGAGUGCAGAAGUCUAGUUGAGGCAGGUCACGGAGGGCCGCCUAGGAAUGAUGCCAACUGCAGUCACAGCAACGUCCUGCAAGAAGCCAGGCCCCGUCUCGCCCAGCGCUCCUGUGUGCUUCCCAGGAAUGCACGCCUGUUUCCAAGCCAAGCAAUCCUUACCGCGUCACAGGACAUUUGCACAUACCUUUGUUUUUGGAAUUAAAAUGUUUGUUUACAGUUA
Messenger RNA from Delphinapterus leucas (beluga whale), 7144 nucleotides. The record is from RefSeq and is a predicted model, not a curated record. NCBI's taxonomy places the organism in Eukaryota, Metazoa, Chordata, Mammalia, Artiodactyla, Monodontidae.